Molecule: messenger RNA, 1197 nt
Organism: Mesocestoides corti
Lineage: Eukaryota; Metazoa; Platyhelminthes; Cestoda; Cyclophyllidea; Mesocestoididae
Source: the annotation of a GenBank genome assembly
AUGGACCGGACAACCGAACAGUUUGAAGAGGCAUCAUGGAAAAUGAUGCAUGGGGACAUUUAUGAAGGAGCAUCUGAAUACUACGACAUAACUCAACAGUUUUUGGAUGCCUUUCAGAUUCUCGAACUUGACUCUUUCGAAUCGCUGAAACAACCUGAAAUUCCAUGUCCUUCCCAGAUCAACUUUACCAGUGUGAAGGGUGUUUUCAAGGUUGCAAAAUUUGUCAUGAUUCACAACCACCCUCCUCCAAUAACCUCAAUGAAAGCCGAAAUUGACUCCUCAACAUUCCCAGCUUUCAUUGACUGCAGUGACAAAUUUCGUGAAGCGUUUCCUGGUAUGUCUGCAGGGUCUUACAUGGAAUUUACCAACCGCCUAAAAGGCUUCGAAAAGGCAACAGGGUCGGUUUACAUAAAAUAUUCCAGUGGUUUGUUUGGCGACACUGAAGACCACCAACAAACCAUAUGCAAAUACAAGAAAUUGCGCUACGUUUGUGUCCACUAUGGUUCGCGCCGGAGUGAGCCCAUACGGCGGCGAAACCAGCACACCACGAAGAUAGGCUGUGGAAGCUGCUUCUCUGUGAAGUAUGCCAACGGCCGGCUGCACAUAGUGAGUUAUGAUAUGCGCCACUGCCAUCCAGUCGAUCCUGAGUCUGCAAUGCUCUAUCCUCACAACCGCCGUUUAACGCCUGUUGAAACGGCUGAAAUCGAGCAACUUCUCGCUUACAAUCCCAAUAUGGGAGAUCUCAAGCACCAUAUUAAAGAAAAAUACGGAAAAAUCUGUACCACGCGAGAUAUCAUCAACAUGCGGUUUCGUCGGAAAAAGCGCCUUGAGAAUGCAGCAAUGUCCAGGGUGAAAGCCGGUGAUGCUUUUGACGAAAAUGAUGCCCACCCGUCGUCGUCGUCGUCGUUGUCGGACCCGCCGACAGCCUCUAACCUCGAGUCCCUCGUCGACAUCUGCUGUCAGCAGCAGCAGCAGCAGCAUCAGCAGCCCGAAGGCUCCCCUGACGCCUCGUUUCCUCCGCCCAGUCUCACGCCCGUGUUGCACGACAUCCAGCAGCUCGCCGAGGCUGCUCCCGUGGCCGAAGUGAUGGGCUUCCACUCGGUUCUGCGAAACCUCGCAAACGCUUGGCGAAGGGGCCAACAACCAAUUGUAAUUAUUCCCAAAAACGAUUUAGCCAGGAGAGAGAAGGAUGACUAA